Lingula anatina is the source of this 579-nucleotide messenger RNA. RefSeq names its product rho GTPase-activating protein 35-like. Gene Ontology annotation, cellular component: cytosol. Lineage: Eukaryota; Metazoa; Brachiopoda; Lingulata; Lingulida; Lingulidae. Gene Ontology annotation, molecular function: GTPase activator activity. Gene Ontology annotation, biological process: regulation of cell size; regulation of axonogenesis; Rho protein signal transduction. The record is from RefSeq and is a predicted model, not a curated record.
AUGAAAAUGUCCUUGGACGAUUAUUUACAAGGUGAUGCAAUUCUUCCCAUGUUCGUAGAGAAGUGCAUUGUGUAUAUUGAAGAGAAUGGUCUCGGUUCAGAAGGACUGUACAGAGUACCUGGAAAUAAAGCUCAUGUAGAAUUACUGCUGCAGAAAUUUAAUGAAGAUCAUACUUUGGUUUUCACUGAUUUGGAAAUCUCUGUCAACGAUGUGGCGACAGCUGUGAAAACUUUCUUCCGUGAGCUGCAAGAGCCACUGAUCCCUAACAAACUUAAUAACGAAUUUAUAAGUGCAGCAGGUAUCCAUGAUAAAACACGUCGCCUUCAAGCUCUGAGAGAAGUGCUCCAGAAGCUUCCUGCUGGCAACUACCGCGUGCUUAAAUUUAUCGCCACACAUUUGAACAAAGUGACAACACUCAGUGAUGUUAACUGUAUGACCAGUACCAAUCUUGCCAUUUGCUGGUGGCCAACACUACUACGGCCAGAGUUCGCCUCUUUGACCGACAUGGCGUCUAGCGCGGGUUCACUCCAGGCUGUUGUCCAAACCAUCAUUGACCACCACGGCUUCUUCUUUGAGUAA